CUGUAACGAAUAUCCGGGCCCUUGCAUUUUUCGCCGUCCGGGAACAAUUGUCUUUAGAUGAGCUUAAGCACACGGGCCGCCUAUUGCCUAUAUUCCGUUUUGACGCUCGCAGAGAACAAUUAAACUGCAGCGGUUAGCGGCUGUUGCCACCGUGUUCCGCAUGUGACACGUACAGGGGAGGGGCGGUCUGACUCGUGUAUUGUAAUGUGGAACACCGAGUUCUAGUCAACGUAGCUGGGCAGCAGCAACAACCACACGGAGAAAAAUAAAUCGCCGAUAAAGAGCAGACACCUCGAUCCGGCUGCAAGCUCACAUCCCUCAGCUUUGAAGACAGCGUCGUUGAAACAGCGCCAAGGGAAAAACCUUUGAUAUGCUGAUGUAGUUGCUGUGAGAGCUUGCUGAGCCAAGGACAUUGUCAGUACAGCGGGAAAGGAGAUGAGCACCAAGAGGAAGGCAGAGAGCCACUCAAAGGCAGCAAACAGACCACACAUCAUGAAGUCUGGAGACUCCCGGGCUGAUUCAGAGAGAGACUCCGGAUUCUCAGAUGCAAGCUCAGAGCACAUGAGCACAAUGGACACCGCAGACUCUGAGGAAUCACCCUUUCCUGUUGUACAGCAGGGACAGCAGACUACUGGCUCGGGGCCCCAGGCCUCUAAGCUGGCUGUGGUAGGAGGCUCCUACUCCAGUCUCUCUCCCAUGAUCAUCAUGAACAACAUCCUUCUCAAGCAGCCUGGAGAUAAUCCUCCUGCUCUGAAGCCCUGGGGGUUUAGUCCCACAGUGGAGGUGGUUCAGCCUGUGGUCCAGCAGCCUCGGGUGGUCUUCCUUCAGCCUGUGGUCUCUCGUCAAGCUUCCCCUGCCCACAAAGAGGCCUCCUCUAGACACCGACGCCCUAAGAAGUAUCUUCCAAUCCUGAAAUCCUACCCCAAGAUUGCUCCACAUCCUGGAGACAGCUCCAGUUCCUCAGGGAGAGGAACUGCUUCCUCAUCUUCCUCCACCUCCUCCUCUUCUUCUUACUCCUUUUCCUCUUCUUCAGGGUCAGAGACAGGUAGCAGUUUGGCCUCCAACCACCAGGAACACAGAGAGAAGCAGCAGAGAAGUCUGUGUGAUGGUGCUAGUAACUCUGGCUCAACCACUCCCAGUCUUCCUGCUACCCCCAGCACCAUGUCUCCUCAGCUUCAGAGCCGACUUUCUCUCCACACAACAGAAACCAGUGCCGGCAGCAGUCCUGCCAGGGAGAGGCCUUCAUCAGCUGUCAGCCAGACAGAGUUUACCACCUCCCUGUCUUUCACUCACGCCACUGGCUCCAAGAAACAAACACUCCCUGUUCCCCGGAAGGUCACCCAGGAGAACAGCUCAGGAGAAUGUAACCACAGUGACGGUGAUGCUGAUACAAAGAGGAAGCGUUUCUGCAACACUUACAACAUCCUGAGCAAAUCUGGCCUGCUAGACAUCGCACUCCGCACCAAGGAGCUCCACCGGCAGAACCGACGCACCCAGAACGACCUAGACCGGCUAAAAGAACACACAGACCUCUUCCUUCAGGCGCUGUGUAGCGGUGACACCAGCAUCUGUGUUAAGCUGCAAGCCAGCCUUCAGGAGGAAGAUGGUGAGAAAGAGGGGGAAAGAGCUGCUCAAACCAGUUUAAAGGCAGAUUAGACCUAGACUAAUGCUAGACAGUAAUCCUUUAGACUGUGAUGGGCAAAGGAAGGCCAGGUUUUGGGGUUGGAGCAUACAGAGAGAGAUGGACCGAAAGUAAAGUGCUCCACUAUACACACCCACCCCCAGACUCUCUCACACCGACAGUGGGCUGUGGCCUACAUUUUGGCUGCCGACUGCCUUAGGGCCCUGACACAUCAAGCCGACCUCAAAGAAUUGGUGCAGAAAAAGACUUUUUGUUGCCUCUGUUAAAAGUUGCACUUAAACUCAUCAUAACACUAUAGCUGGUGGCCAGUUGACCGCCAGCAUGCACAUAUGUUCUGAACCUGUGUGAGAGGAAAUAUUUUAGUCAGCAGUGUGUAUUUGUAAUCCAGGAAACAUCACGGAAAGCAAAGCAAACUACACCACCAUUUUUUUUUUUGGCCAAAGAAGUUGUGACAAUUGUCUAAUUCUAUGCUCAGAUUAUGACUUGAGAAUAUCGGCAUAUGCCCUUUUUUUUUUUUUUUUUUUUUAAAGUUUCAAUGGACAUCGUACCUACCCUGCUGUUGUCAGCCUGUGGUCUUUAGCCAGUGCAAAAAGAAAAAGUAGAGGUGAAAAACAAGAAGCAGCCAGACUUAAUCAGUGAAAUCAGAGAUUUGCUAGGUCAGUCAGAGAGCUCUCUCUAAUUGCCUCAGUCGCUAAUUCAACAUCUUAAUCAUCCAAACAGCCACAGAUAAGGUCCGAUUAGUGCCAUCAGUGAAGAACACACUGCAAAAAUUAUGGACGGUGGUUAUCCACACACUUAAAGUACAGCCCGGUCACCAGCUGUGGGCUUGGUGUGUCAGGAACCUAAGGUCAAACAAGGCCAGAACCACAGCUCACUGUUCUGCCAUACUGAAACUGCCUCUCUGCUGCACAGAAAUCUUUUCCUCAUUGGCAAUCAAGACCCAAAAGCUAUGAGAGAUUUGGAUCUAAGGCAUGAAGGGAUGAACAAAUACAAAACUUUUUUUCACUGAAUGCACAAUACAGGCUCAGAAUCUGAAAGCUUGAUUAAAGCCUCUAAGACUGGAUAUUUAAACUUUAACAGUGCAUGACGAGGUGUGUGCAGUCAAAGUGUGUACAUAAUCAGAAUUAUUUUAUGCAGCAGUUACAAUAAUGUAAACUCGAUGAUUAUAACAGGCUAAUGGAAGUGUUCUCAUGUCACCUCGAAUGUGUCCAGGGCCUCUUGCCAGUCAGCAUCUUUUAAAUAGACAAACAUGUGCCUAAAGUGUCUUUUUAGUUCCUGCUGCAUUUUAAAACUUGAUGUGAAAGAUUUGGCACACCCCAUUGAAGUUUCACAUUCCCAUCAUGUUGAUGGCAGCUGUAAUGCAGUGCAAACUGGCUGGAAAUAAAGCUCUUAACCAUUUUGAUGCUUCCCUGAUAACAUCCCAGUGUAAAGGGUUCUUCCUAUAGUUCAAACAUUUUUAUUGUUGAGACUUGUGUAUGAAUUCUUUUUUUUUUAUACAUGGAUGUAAUUUAAUAUGGUAAUACUGUCUAACUUAAGUGCAGACCUUUUCUGUUUAAAGUUCUUUUCUGUUUUCAUCUGUAUGAAAUAUUAAUUGUGUGAACCUUUUUCGAGUCCGCUAAGACAACCAUCGAGUCAGGUUUCUUGAUGAAGACAUCAACGUUGGGCCUCAUGAAUCCAGGUUUUUACUUUUAUUUGACAAAGAAAGUCCAACAAUUACAACAUCCAAAUUAGGAACACUUGUGGAGUUUUGUGAUUCUUUAUUAUUCAUUUUUUUGAUGUUUAUAAAUGAUGGCCUUAAUAUCCACCCAAUGUAUGUUACAGAACUUUGCAUUUGCACUAAAAUAAUCUCUAGUAGCUCUGAAGCAAUUUCUGGGCAGAAUUUAAUGGCAGCUAUGGUAGCUCAUUUUAGGCAGACUGCAAACAUCGUUUAGGUUUAAGUUGCAGUACUUGAAGUGCAUUGUGAGGCAUCAUACACACACUAGCAGUGUAUACAUACUAUUCCUUAUAAAAAAAAAACAAACAUACUAUUCCUUAUAGUACAGCCAUGCAUAACAUUUACAUUGGAAGUAUUUAACACUUUGUCUUUAACUGUAUAAUAAUAUUUGAUGUGAUGAUAAUGUACUUGCUGUGCUUCGGUUAACUUAAAAUGGCUCAUGAGGAACAUCUCAAGUAAGGGAUAAUUUACAGUCUACUUUUGUAGGCUUAUCCCAUAUGGAGUAGAACAUAAAUACAGCUAAGUUAAAAAGUUCAUGUGCACUUGUGAGGGUCAUGUAUUCUGCGACCAAAUGUACGCAAGUCUUUGUCACAUAAACUCAGAAGUUUGGGUUCUUUUGUGAAUGAAUUGUGGGUGUUCUGAAAAUAAGGUCUGUUUCGUUUUAUAUCUCAGCUUUCAUAUCAAGGGACUGGAGCGCACCGAUUAACUUUCAGUGUUUAUUUUGUAAACAGACUGUCUCAGAGUCAGUGGGCAUUUUCACUCUGAAGAGGACACAGUAGCAGAUGAUACAAUCAACAAUAAACACUGUAAAUUAAUCAGCAUGUUUCAAAUUUUAGAGAUUUGAUGUGUUUAGGGUCAUAUUCCUACUGGAAAACCACGCUGGGUCUAACAUUCAGCCCUCUGGCUGAUAGUUUGAGGCCAUCUUACUUACUCCACCCAGCUUCUUUUCUGCAGUGCACUAGUUCCACUGUCAGCAAAACAGACUCAGAUGCAUUGUGCAAUCUUUUGGGGGUUGAUUGGCUCAGUAUCUCCCCUCUAAACAUCGCUGUGAUUAUUGUGGCCAGAUAAGUUACCACAAACCCCUUUUUCUGAGCCCAUGUCAUCAGCAGCAAACUUCAGUUGAGCUCCUUGUGUCUUCCUAUUAUAAUGAAUGUGAUUCAAGCUAAUGGGUGAAGUUAAACUGGCUGACACAUAAGUUUCCAUCAGUAUUCAGUAACAAACACUAACCAUGCUUUUAAUCCAGAGGCUGUUCAGAAGACCCACAAUUAAUUUAUAAAGGAACCUAAAGAUGUUUUUUGUGUUUGUGUGCUAAUUACACACAUUUUCCAAACGUCAAAAAUAAGUGAAAUUCCUACAUGCCGUGACCUACGCAUCUCUUACAAGUGUGUAAACCUUACGACCUCAGCUGUAAAUCUUUUUUAGCUCUCAAAUCAAGGUUUUAAAAGCCACAGUUGGCUCACUGCAAAAUAAUUCCUGAUGAAUGGAAAAGAAAAGAUGAAUCUUUUCAAAUGGCUAUAAUAUUUGUGAUAUUGUCACUGUAAUAGAUCAGUAAUUUGUUUUAAUACCACGUGUCCUUAAUGAAGGCCUUAUUAAGACAUUUGAGCCAGGACAGCAGCAGGACUGCUGGCACUAUUUUGGUCUUUUGCCUUGGCCAAAAGCAAAUGCCAGUGUGUUUGAGCUCUUUUUACAGCUGUCACACAUUCUUCAGAGUUGAGACCCUACCAGUGCAAAUGUUCCUUUCCACUAUUUCUUUGACCAACAACACAUCUCACACAUUUACCUGAACCUUAAAUAUCUAUAAUUAUUACAUCAUUCAUUUGAAGUCUUUUGUAGACCAAUUCCUCCUGAAUCAGAUGGACAGACAGAUGCUAUAUUCUUGGAAUUAAUGUUGAUAUUGUUGUUUCUUAAUGGGUCACUGUAGAGUCUAACAAUCUUCCAAAUGGUUUGAUGGCCGCCUUCUGAAAUUAGAUCUUGCUGUUCCGAUACUGGUUCACUGCCAGUGGAAUAAAUGAUGGUACUGAAAUAUCAAAAAGGUCAAUGAAGUUUUGGCUGAAAAUAGCACAACAAUGCUGGUCAUGUUCAUCUUUUUAAAGAGAUUUCCUUGUUUGCUGCAGUCAGCUUUUACCAUAACACAUUUAUUUAUAAGAGGGUGGUUACCAUCAGGUCACUGUAAUCUAAAGUUUGGUUUUGCUUACAUGGAUCCACACUGCUGUGGUUACUCUUUCUUGGAUCCUGUCCAUGUGAUUGACUAUUAACUCAACUGUAUCAAACCAUAACUCUGAAGCCACUGCUUCAUAUGCUACAUGCUGUGUCAUGGAUUGUCAUUGCCGUUGUCGUGACAUGAUCAUAUUAUGUGACCGCAAUUUCCUGUUUUCAAAACAAGAAGUUAAUUGAAAAAGAGUUCAGACCGGUUUUGCUUGUACAGAAGCACAUUUGUAAUUUUAUAACACUGGAUUUUGAGUUUUAUAUCUAAAUGUUGGCAGCUUUGUUUCCUCUGUGCGUUUCAGUCUACCUUCUUUCAUUUUAAAGAUGCUAAAAAUGUUCGUGAAAAGGAUUGUGAUUGUUUUAUUAAAAUGUUUCAGUAGUGCAGCAACAGUAGUGAUGGACAAAAUGAUCAUUAGCCCAAAUAUUUGUUGUUGUUUUUUUUUAAGUGAAACAAAGGAAUUGUGGUGGAAACAUGAUGGACUCUACAUGAUGGCUGAAUGUAGUGUGGCUUACUGGCAUUUUUUUUCUAUUCUAAAAAUGUAAAUGCAGAAAGUUGUUGAAAUCCUCAUGGGACUUGCCACUGAGGACAUGGAAAUAAUGACACUUCGGCUAUACCAAUCAAAGAUCAAUAAACUAAGAUCAAGAAAGGGUUUGAUGUAACAUGCUCUUUUUGUACAUUUCGAGUUAGAGACUCAUUGCUCGUGUAAUAAAUGUCAUUCCAAAGGAAA
This is a messenger RNA of Siniperca chuatsi (mandarin fish), 6289 nucleotides long. It is a transcript of the gene cipcb, whose product is annotated as CLOCK-interacting pacemaker b. NCBI's taxonomy places the organism in Eukaryota, Metazoa, Chordata, Actinopteri, Centrarchiformes, Sinipercidae. The transcript is spliced from 4 exons. Gene Ontology annotation, biological process: negative regulation of circadian rhythm; negative regulation of DNA-templated transcription. Bases 436 to 1656 code for a protein of 406 amino acids. Gene Ontology annotation, cellular component: nucleus. The record is from RefSeq and is a predicted model, not a curated record.